Molecule: messenger RNA, 843 nt
Organism: Onychostoma macrolepis
Lineage: Eukaryota; Metazoa; Chordata; Actinopteri; Cypriniformes; Cyprinidae
Gene: hce2l1
Product: high choriolytic enzyme 2-like 1
Exons: 9
Coding region: 1-843 (280 amino acids)
Biological process (GO): proteolysis
Molecular function (GO): metalloendopeptidase activity; zinc ion binding
Source: RefSeq, a predicted model, not a curated record
AUGCUUUACGUGUGUAUUUUUGUGGGACUGGUGUUAGAGUCCUGGUCUUUACCUGUGCAGAACUCCUCACUGGUUCAUCAGACAAGGCUGAGGUCAAAGAGAGAAUAUCCAGAGCAUUAUGUGAAACCUGAGGACAUGAAUGCCAUGGACAGGAUCCUCAGAGUAAAUCAGCGUAUGUGCGUGUCCAGAGGUUUUCCUUUAAGAGAGGGUGACAUCCUGAGUUCAGGAUCCCGCAGUGCCAUCACAUGUUUAGGAGAUUCUUGCCGCUGGCCCAGAUCUGUUGAUGGUUUUGUGUAUGUACCGUACAUCAUCUCUCCAGUAUAUGAUGAUAUGGACAGAAUCACCAUAGAAACAGGAAUGUUGGACAUUUCCUCUGCAACAUGUGUGAAGUUUGUGCCUCGCACACAUGAAGCAAACUUCCUUAGUAUCCAGUCUAGAACCGGCUGCUGGUCAUAUCUGGGAAUGAUAGGAGGCAGUCAGACCGUGUCUUUGCAGUCUCCAGGCUGUAUGUGGUCAGGAGUGGCAGCUCAUGAGCUAAUGCACGCUCUGGGAUUUGUACACGAACAGUCCCGCUCUGAUCGUGACCACCACGUCUCCAUCCUGUGGGAAAACAUCAUAGAUAAUCAAAGGCACAACUUUAAGAAGUAUGAGACAAACAACCUCAAUACUGCAUAUGAUUAUACUUCUGUCAUGCACUAUGGGAGGUAUGCCUUCUCAGAGGAUGGUGGACCCACCAUCAUCCCUAAACCAGACCCGUACAUUCCCAUUGGCCAGCGAGAUGGACCAAGUCUUACGGACAUUCACAAAAUAAACAUAUUGUAUAACUGUGGUGGCCGUGUGUGA